This is a messenger RNA of Eublepharis macularius, 732 nucleotides long. RefSeq names its product CHD1 helical C-terminal domain containing 1 (gene CHCT1). The transcript has 6 exons. Lineage: Eukaryota; Metazoa; Chordata; Lepidosauria; Squamata; Eublepharidae. The record is from RefSeq and is a predicted model, not a curated record. Bases 1 to 732 code for a protein of 243 amino acids.
AUGGAGCUCCUCAAGAGCAGAGAAGGAAAAGGUGGAGUCUGGCUAGCAGACAAGGUACUCCUGAACGAAGGAAAUGUCAAAAGAGGGUCAGACCUAGGAGAGUGGAAGACCAGCCAGGGCUUCCAGGUAACAGAGAGCCAACUUUCAACUAUCCAGGCAAACGAGGCGACGACCGGAGAGUCCCUUGCCAGGGUUACGCCAUCUGGAGACUCGUUGAUCUAUUACACGGAUGGACUAACACAAGACACCUUCAAAAUAUGCAAGGAAUUUCUGAGGCCCUUUAAGAAAUGUCUGCGGAGGCUGAAUCCCCCGAAGGACCUGUCCCAGGAGAAGAGGCUCAGCUGCACCAGAAAAAACCUCACCAUCCUCGGAGACCACAUCAACAUGUUCCUUCAACACUACUGCAAGACGUGGGAGCUCAAACACUGGAAGAAGAUGCUGUGGAGGUUCGUUGCCCUCUUCUCAGCGCUCGAUGAGAAGCAAUUGUGCAAAUUGUAUCGAUACAGCAAGACCAACCAAGACUCCAAGUUCCUGAAGACUUUCCACCUCAUGGAAUGCCCAGAUUUAGUCGCUCUGCCUGAAAACCACAACCUCCUGAAGCUACGUGACUCCUGGGGUCUCUGUGGGGAUGUGAAGGUGCAGGACAGACUGAGCCAGAGUUUUGAAUUUGUGCUCAUGACGUCGGCUCGGGAGGAGGAUCUGGAUAGUAAAAAGCAUUUGAAAUCCUCUUGA